AUGGACCCAACGGCUACACGUAGCUCCCCUACCGGCAACGCGACUGCCGACCAUGAAAUUGAGCUCACUUCUCGCAAUGUGACCAGUGACAGACAUAUUCAACCUGAUGAGAUUGAGCAAACAAGUUUACCUCAGGCCGAUGGCGGAAAGGAUGCAUAUCUGUUUUUGUGUGGAUGUUUCAUGGCCGAGGCUAUGUGUUGGGUCCUCACCCUCCCUCUUCUUCCCUUCCUGAAACCUCGCAUCCCACUCUCCAAAUCCGCUCAACCGCGCCAAAUCAGCUAUCGCUUCACCCUAACACCGACCUUCUGGCUCUACCAGAUCGCCAACAUCCUGGAAGGCCUCGGCUACUUCAUCCCAACAAUCUAUCUCAGCACCUACGCACAACAACUCGGUCUCUCGAGACUGAUAGGCUCCCUCCUCAUCGCACUCGUAAACGUUGCCGCCGUCUUCUCCCAGCUAGCUCUCGGCUACAUGGUCGACCGUCUGCCCGUCUCUACCGUAAUGCUCAUCUCCGCACUGGGCUCCUCGACCGCGGCAUUUGCGUUCUGGGGGACUGCGACUUCGCUUCCGAUGCUGGUCGUCUUCGCGCUCAUGUACGGCGCUUUCGCGGGCGGGUUCACGAGCACGUUCAUCGGCAUGACGAAAGAGACGAUUGCGAAUACCGUCGGGGCUGAUAGCGGCACUGUAUUCGCGUUGUUCUGUGUUGGGAGGGGAAUCGGUGCUGUGGCGAGUGGGCCGUUGAGUGAAGCUCUUCUCGCGCUGAAUGAGGAUAGCAAAUAUGGGAAUGGUGGGUUUGCUCUGGGAAGUUUAGGGUAUGGGACGGGUUAUGGGGCCUUGAUUGUUUUCACCGGGAUUAGUGCGCUUUGUGGGGGUUUGAGUUUUGUGGGGAAGAGGGUUAAGGUGUUAUGA
This is a messenger RNA of Coniosporium apollinis CBS 100218, 909 nucleotides long. RefSeq lists its product as uncharacterized. Gene Ontology annotation, cellular component: fungal-type vacuole membrane. The record is from RefSeq and is a predicted model, not a curated record. NCBI's taxonomy places the organism in Eukaryota, Fungi, Ascomycota, Dothideomycetes. The transcript is spliced from 2 exons. Gene Ontology annotation, molecular function: transmembrane transporter activity. Bases 1 to 909 code for a protein of 302 amino acids.